Messenger RNA from Penicillium pulvis, 1473 nucleotides. RefSeq lists its product as uncharacterized. NCBI's taxonomy places the organism in Eukaryota, Fungi, Ascomycota, Eurotiomycetes, Eurotiales, Aspergillaceae. Bases 1 to 1473 code for a protein of 490 amino acids. The record is from RefSeq and is a predicted model, not a curated record. The transcript has a single exon.
AUGUCCGCUGAAAGCCCCGGCCCGAAGCAAUCCGGCUUCAAGGCAUUCUUCACAAAUGCCCUCCGUCCAAAAAAAUCCCGCCAAACCCUCCGCAAAGGCAGCUCUCGAUCAAUGACAGACCUACGCCUUUCCACAUCCUCGCGACCCAGCACUGCUGAUGCACCUCCAAUGCCAGACCUGGCACCACUCCAGGCCCACCGCCUGAAAUACAGACAAGCCCACGCGAACCUGGAUACACAGCUAGGAGAGCGCAGCGAUUACACCACCAUCAUCCACUCCAUUGGCGUGCUGGAUGCUGACGAUACUUUCGUUGCAGCUGGGCUGGACAGCGAAUACCGCGAUCCCGGCGAGGGCGAUAUCGCAAAGCUCACGCCGGAGCUCUGGGCAAAGAUUGCGGGAUACCUGGAUCCGGCUGAUGCGGCCUCGUUGGCGCUUUCUACUAUCACGCUUUACCGCCGACUGGGAAAGAAGUAUUUCACUGCACUGAGUGUGCCGGAGAAUUUCGAUUAUAAGAUGCGGUUCCUUGCGGGUAUUGAUCAGUCGCUCCCGCAUCAUCUACUCUGCUUCCCAUGUGGGAAAUACCACCGACGUACAGCGGAGGGUACGGAACGACUUCGACCAUCGCACGUUAUUAAUCCGCUUUUCAAUUGCCCCGAAGCUAUGAAUUCGUCGAAUCCACCGCCCCGACACCGUAUAACGCAUGGCCGUAUGCUCCCCUUCGCAUUCGUGCAGCUGAUCAUGCGCGCAUACCGCUUCGGACCCAAAUACGGCAUUACAACCGAUACUAUGAAUCGACGCUGGACAAGAGAUGGAUGGACACAUGCCUCCCGAUUCAUUAUCCACGAAGGCAGACUCCUCAUGCGCGUAAAAAGCCAGGCAUGCGCUGACCCCGAUAUGCCACCCUCUCUCGUCCGGAUCCUGCUACACUCUCGUGAAGACUACUGGCCGUAUUUCAGCGCUUGCGCGCACUGGCGCGACGGUGUACUCAUGCCCGCUUGUCGAUGCGCGCUGGAACAUAUACCCAAACCUAGAAGUACGGGCGGAUUACAAGGGAUGGAGCAUAAAGUCAAGGAUAAGUGGACGGGAUAUAAAUUUGAUCCGAACGCUUUGACGACGCUGUGUGGGUUCUGUAGACCCAUGCGCCGGUGUCCGGAGUGUCCCACUGAGUAUCUGAUUGAGGUCAAACUUACGGAGGAUCGGAGUGAUCCGAAAGCAAUGGUGUUUCGGCAGGCUAUUGUUGUUACGCAGUGGACUGAUCUUGGAGAUGGGACUUUGCCUAGUGGGCCUCAGUGGGGCUCUAUUAAUGGCACUAGGGAUGAUUAUGAUUCGUUUCAACAUCCUCAUUAUGCGAAGAGAGGUCUUGCGAGUAUAUUCGAGGCGGCGAUCACAGCCGAUACGUUACCCGGUCAGAGAGUUCUUUCGUUGAAUCCGAAGCAAAAGAAGUUAGGCGAGAAGGGGCAUGAUUGGUAUUAG